AUGUCACCUGAUACCGAAAACGUAAAUAAGGGCAUGGCGACCACUUCCAGAAGUAGAAGAAAGCAAGAAGAUGAGAAAAAGAAUAAGAAGAAGCAGUCCCCCGUAGACGAUCGUCCAUCAGUGCCAGCACCGAGUGAAGCCAUGCUCAAAAACCUCCGAACAGCAUUCGGUCUACUGGACCGGGACAGUGAUGGUCACGUAACGCCGGCAGAGCUGCAGUUCAUGCUUCGUAAUCUGGGCAUCGAGGUGAGCGACGACCUCAUAGCUGAUCUUAUAAAAGAUGCCAGUAAAACUGGAAAUGGUCUAAUAGAUGAGAAUGAGUUCAUGCAAUGGGUGACGAAAAUACAAGCAUUGCAAGGUCUAGAUGUUACUACGAGUGGAGGGGAUUCGGAAGAAGAAAUAACGAGAGAUUUAUUAGCAGCAUUCAAAGUGUUCGACCGCGACGACAACGGGUACAUAACGCGGGACGAGCUGCGGUCCGCGCUGGAAAUGAUCGGCGAGCCCGUCACCGACGCGCAGCUCAACCAGGUGCUCGCGCUCGGCGACAUCGACCACGAUGGACGCAUCGACUAUGAAGAGUUUGUGAAGAUGCUUUUG
Brenthis ino (lesser marbled fritillary) is the source of this 597-nucleotide messenger RNA. NCBI's taxonomy places the organism in Eukaryota, Metazoa, Arthropoda, Insecta, Lepidoptera, Nymphalidae. The record is from the annotation of a GenBank genome assembly.